Molecule: messenger RNA, 1686 nt
Organism: Sungouiella intermedia
Lineage: Eukaryota; Fungi; Ascomycota; Pichiomycetes; Serinales; Metschnikowiaceae
Source: the annotation of a GenBank genome assembly
AUGCUGUGGUUUCUUGUGUUCGUGGUGGCUGUAUUUGGCAUCCUUUCCACCACCAACGUACUUAACUAUGUGUUGAUCAUUUUGCAACCACUUGACGAUCCAAACGUAUGUCCUGUGUUCGAACCAUUGGCACCUGACAAUUUCUAUAUUGACAACUCCACGGUGGUGAAAAUCUUGGAAGAUCCAGUUUAUCGCCUUUGGUCGGUGGGGAAUCUUGCAGGUGCAGUUCAGGUCGACACUCAGGUGGUGGAUCAUUUGCCUGAUGUCGAUGAGGCUCCCGAAUUAUGGAGAAACUUUGGUGAUUUCCAUAGCUACUUGGAAAAGGCAUUUCCUAAGGUCCACGAGGUCCUGGAAAUCUUUAAGGUCAAUACUUAUGGCUUAGUGUUCUACUGGAAGGGUCUGGAUGAGAAAUUGAAGCCAUUGAUGCUCACAGCUCACCAGGACGUUGUUCCCGUCCAAAAGGAGACCUUGAGUGACUGGACUUAUCCACCAUUUGAGGGACAUUAUGACGGCAAGUACGUCUACGGUCGUGGAGCAUCCGACUGUAAGAACUCGUUGAUUGCGGCAUUGGAAGCCGUGGAACUUCUUAUUGGCGAGGGAUAUACUCCUACUCGUGGUGUGGUGAUGGCAUUUGGUUUCGAUGAAGAAAUCUCAGGCGUUUACGGCGCUCAAACUUUGAGCAAGUUCUUGGAGGAAAAAUUCGGCAAAAAUGGAAUCUACGCUCUCAUUGACGAAGGUCCUGGUUUGUUGAUGGAUCCCAUCACGAAACAGCUUGUUGCAUGUCCUUCGACAGGUGAGAAAGGAUACGCCGACAUUCGGGUGGACUUGAACAUGCCCGGCGGUCAUUCUUCCGUGCCACCUGACCAUAGUGCAGUGGGAAUUAUGGGCGAAUUGGCUUACAACAUCGAGCAGGAUCCAUUCCAACCACAAUUGAUCGAAGGAAACCCCAUUCUCGGCUAUUUGCAAUGUUUAGCACUGAACAGUGGUGAAAGGUUGUCUAAAUUACAGAGGAAGGCUAUUCUUCGUGCUGGUUUUGACAAAUUGGCCAACCUGAAGGUGGUGGAGAUGUUGGCUAAGAGCAGACUCACCAAAUACUUGAUCCAGACCUCUCAGGCCGUGGAUUUGAUUAACGGCGGAGAGAAAGCCAAUGCAUUGCCCGAAAACGUGUAUUUGGUUGUCAACCAUAGGAUCACCGUUGGCCAAACAGUGGAUUUCGUCAAGUCCCACUUUGCUUCGCGAGUCAGAGCCAUUGGUGAAAAGUACGACUUGGAGGUUUCUGCAUUUGGCAAAACAGUCUAUACUCCCGAGAAGUCCAAGGGUGUAAUUAAAACAGAGCUCUUCUCCGAGCCUGUUUUGGAAUACGCUCCAGUUAGUCCUGCUGACGACAAUGUCUGGGAGUAUUUGGCUAGAACCACUAGACAUGUUUUUGAGAACUUAGUCCUCAAGAACUCGACGGAUUAUCCGAUCAUAACUGCUCCCAGCAUUAUGCCUGCCAAUACUGACACAAAGUAUUACUGGAACCUCACUAAGAACAUCUACAGGUACCUGCCUAUGAUUGUCAACCUUUUGGAGAGCAACAUCCAUAGUGUGGACGAGAAGAUUGAGUUUGACGGGCACUUGCAGUUGACAGCGUUCUACUAUGAGUACAUUCAGAAUGUGGAUACUGCUGCAGCAGACAAUAAAUAG